Messenger RNA from Bactrocera dorsalis (oriental fruit fly), 1671 nucleotides. RefSeq lists its product as uncharacterized. Gene Ontology annotation, molecular function: nucleic acid binding; zinc ion binding; aspartic-type endopeptidase activity. The transcript has a single exon. The record is from RefSeq and is a predicted model, not a curated record. The coding region runs from base 1 to 1671 and encodes 556 amino acids. NCBI's taxonomy places the organism in Eukaryota, Metazoa, Arthropoda, Insecta, Diptera, Tephritidae. Gene Ontology annotation, biological process: proteolysis.
AUGCUUGUUCGAAGUCAGCGCGGUAUCAACAGUUGGAGUUCACUGAAGCAGGCGUUAAAAAAUGAUUUUGGAAUUGUUGUAUCGUCAAUAGAAAUUCAUCGCACACUACGAAAUCGUCGCAAACGCCAAGGGGAAGAUUUCAUGGAAUAUCUCUAUAGCUUGAUGGAGAUCGGCAAGUCGAUAAACUUGGACGACACCAGCUUGAUAGAGUAUUUCAUUGAAGGCAUUCCGGAUUCCAGGGCGGGUAAAGCAAAUUUGUACCAGGCUAAAACCGUAAAAGACCUAAAGGAGCAGGUGAAGGUUUACGAAAAAAUCAAAGUUCCCGUUUCAAAAUCUCAAUUCGUCAACGCAAACAAAACGUCGUCUACGUCAUCAAACAUAGCUUCGUCGAGUUCAGGCAGUUCAGCGAAAAAAUGCUACAAUUGCGGAGAUGAUUCACAUUUUGUUAGGGACUGUCCACGCAAAAAGGUGAAAUGUUUCAAAUGCGGUGUAGAAGGUCACCGAGCAACAGAGUGCGCUACAGUUGAAAAGUUAGUUAAGAAGGAGAAAAGCGCAAAUAUGAUGAAGACAAAAGCAGCAGUAAAGCCCAAUAAGAGAAGCAGUUUAACUUUCAAGGACAUUUGGAUGAAUGGAGUAUGUGUUUCGGCAUUAAUUGAUACGGGUGCAGAUGUAUGUUUGAUGCGAUACGAUACACUAUUGAUGUUAGACUUGGACGUAAAGCUGACAAAGGAAAGAGUAUGCUUGGUCGGAAUUGGGGACAGUGAACUUACAACAAUAGGUAGCUUCUCCAUCCGCAUUGAAGUUGAUGGCAUAUGGUUAGAAAUGAAAUUCCAUGUUGCCAAAGAGACUGAUUUGAAGUAUGCUCUAGUAGUAAUUGGCAACAACAUUUUGAAGGAUGUCGAUCUAAUUGUGACCGAGGAUGGUGCGGAGUUCAGACAAAAAGAAGCAGGAAAACAACUACGUAAGGUGCAACAACUGGCUGAUAAGCAUAGCGAGAAAAGCUCAGAUGGUGCUGAUGCUAUGGAGCAUGCAGCUGAAGCCGUCGAGCUGGAGACUAAGGUCAAGGGUGAGCACAAGCAGGUGCAAAAGACUGUGAGCCGAAACAGUGGUAUGCAAAAGGCGGUGGCUUUAGAGCACAGCGAUUACGUGAGCGGGCGCGCUGCUGUGGCUGAGGAGCCACGUGAGCAUCCACCAAUGUGGAACGCUAUGGAGAAGCCGUAUAACGAAGGCGCAAGGAAGAGCGCUGUUAUAUCAGGGAAAUCAGUGACAGUUGCGGGCGAAAAUCGAGUUGUCCAGCUGAUGAAGGAGUUCGGUGAAUUAUGUCUGGUCGGAAGCAUAAACGAGAAGGCCGAUGUUGAAGUGAACGUAUCCCACCAACAAGUAGAACAGGCAGAUGCGGUAAAAGAAAUGGUUGGUGCAUAUACCCCUCUGAGAAAUUUCGAGUCACCGGUCGAUAUGAAAAUUUUGUUGAUCGACGAUAAUCCUGUGUUCGAGAGACCGAGACGAAUGUCCUACGCUGAUCGAUGCGUAGUGGACGAGCAAGUGACGCAGUGGCUGGCAGAAGGGAUCAUUAAAUCCAGUAUUUCCAACUACGCGUCACCAGUUGUACUUGUAUCCAAGAAAGAUGGAAGAAAACGACUCUGCUGCGAUUAUCGAAGACUGAAUAGAUAG